AUGUAUCGGGCGGUAGGAUUUGGCACCCCAAGAAGAACUCUGCAGCCAUGGAUGAUUGGCCUUCUCGCUAUGCUGUCAUUGAUAUUGGUGGCAGUCAUCAUUGGUCUUCUAGUUCACUUCUUAGUCCCUGGGCAAAACAUGGAGUACUACCAUGGCACCUUUAAAAUGGCACAUCUACAAAACAGCAACAAUUCUGGAAUAAACAAAACGUAUCAACUUAAAGAUUUAAGGGAGAUGAGCGAAAAUAUGGUGGAUGCGAUAUUUAUUGACUCAGCCUUGAACAAGCACUAUAUCAAGAAUCGGGUAGUCAGACUGACUCCAGAGGAAGAUAGUGUCAAAGCAGAUGUUGUUAUGGUAUUCCAGUUCCCCUCCACUGGACAAAGGGCAGUUAGAGAGAAGAAAGUCCAUAACAUCUUAAAACAGAAGAUAAGGAACGUAAGAGCCUUGAGGAUAAAUCCCUCAUCUGUCCAAGUUAAUGCAAUGAGCUCAUCAACAGGAGAGCUAACUGUCCAAGCAUGUUGUGGCAAACGUGUUGUCCCAUUAAUAGUCAACCGAAUCAUGUCUGGAGACAUUGCAGCCAGGGCUGCCUGGCCUUGGCAAGCUUCCCUUCAGCGUGAUAACAUCCACCAGUGUGGUGCUACCUUGGUUAGCAAUACGUGGGUCAUCACCGCAGCACACUGCUUUAAGAAUAAUGCAAAUCCACGACAAUGGACAGUUAGUUUCGGGACGACGAUAAACCCUCCCUUAAUGAAAAGAAAUGUCAAGAGAAUCAUUGUCCAUGAGCGGUACCGCUCCCCAGCGAGAGAGUACGACAUUGCUGUGGUGCAGUUCUCUCCCAGAGUCACUUUUUCGGAUGACAUACGCCGCGUGUGUUUGCCGGAAGCUUCUGCUUCCUUCCGUCCAAACUCCACGGUCUACAUCACGGGAUUUGGAGCACUUUACUAUGGUGGGGAAUCUCAAAACGACCUAAGAGAAGCCAGACUGAAACUCAUAAGCAAUGAUGUGUGCAAACAACCACAGGUUUAUGGCAAUGAUAUAAAAUUUGGAAUGUUUUGCGCUGGAUAUUUGGAAGGAAUUUAUGAUGCCUGCAGGGGAGAUUCCGGGGGCCCACUAGUGGCAAGAGAUCUUAAAGAUACCUGGUACCUUAUCGGAAUUGUGAGCUGGGGCGAUAACUGCGGCCAGAAGAACAAGCCUGGCGUCUACACAGAAGUGACUUAUUAUCGACGCUGGAUUGCUUCAAAAACAGGCCUCUGA
Messenger RNA from Ochotona curzoniae (black-lipped pika), 1254 nucleotides. RefSeq names its product transmembrane protease serine 11A-like. Gene Ontology annotation, cellular component: extracellular region; plasma membrane. Bases 1 to 1254 code for a protein of 417 amino acids. The transcript has 10 exons. NCBI's taxonomy places the organism in Eukaryota, Metazoa, Chordata, Mammalia, Lagomorpha, Ochotonidae. Gene Ontology annotation, molecular function: serine-type endopeptidase activity. The record is from RefSeq and is a predicted model, not a curated record. Gene Ontology annotation, biological process: proteolysis.